Messenger RNA from Cephus cinctus (wheat stem sawfly), 2448 nucleotides. Its product is annotated as trypsin-1. Bases 1515 to 2414 code for a protein of 299 amino acids. Gene Ontology annotation, molecular function: serine-type endopeptidase activity. Lineage: Eukaryota; Metazoa; Arthropoda; Insecta; Hymenoptera; Cephidae. The record is from RefSeq and is a predicted model, not a curated record. The transcript has 9 exons. Gene Ontology annotation, biological process: proteolysis.
AAAGUCAAAAUUCACGUUUUAAAUUCAAAAUCUUACCGCCUAUCCCGACUAGAAAAAUAAACCCGUAAAGAUACAUAGCGAGGUGACUUAACGAACUGCUGAAGCCCUGGGAGAAUCAGUUCUCUUUUAAAGAUCCCAUUAGACGACUAAUUGAUUAAGAGGUUCAAAUUUCCCCCAAGCUAAUGACCGUUCUGACCCAAUUACCCAAAUCGAUCGAUUAGUGUUUAUAAAAAAAAAAUUAACAAAAAAUAUAUUACGUCGUUCAACAUCGUAUCCCAAAUUCCUCAUUCCCAUUCGACCCAGCUUAUCAAAAUCACAUUCCUAUUGGAGCAUCAACGUUAUCAUCCUCAUUAGUACCAAAAACGUGAUCAAUAGUUUGUUAAAAAAUUUUCAAAAAUUUUUUGAAACCUCACUAUCGAUCAAUUUUGUUAUAUACACGAUAUCAAUAUUAUCAGUUCACUUGCUCCUACGUUAACUUCAGGUAAUACCACAUAGAAGUAAAUCAUUAUCAGCGAUACCAACCAGAAACUAAAUAACAUUCUAGGUAGCCAUUCGACCAUUAGCUAAGAUUCUUGAUAGGUUUGCUCUAUCGAUUUCUACUUGGUUACUACGUUGGUACUUGGACCAAUAGCUUGUGGACUAUCAGGCAGCAUCCCUAGGACCGUUUACAGCUACAGGGACGGCCAGCCAGCUUCAUCCCCGAGAGCUACCAGUUCCAGGACUCCACCCAGGAGAACUUGGCGAAUUGACUGGGAUUCAGAAUUCAGGAUCCUGAAUUUACUUCAGGAUGCAACUACCUCAGCAACUGCUUGCAGGGAUAACAAGAGAAACUGUGGCUAUACAUAAGGAACAGUGAUUGAUUAAGGUCUAUCCUUAAUCUAACCAAUAUCGCAGUAAUUGUCCAAUCAUAUAGCAAUCGUCGAUUCCACGUGGUCUUAUUGCUGGAUUUCAAAAUAAUAACAAGCAACAGUCUGUAAUAAUGAUAAAAUAUUUUUUCAUAAAUUUUCAUAAUACAAAAAUUCGCUAAUAAAGUCCCAAUGAAACGAUCGAGGUUUACCUGUUGUAAACUGGCCUUGAUGAUAUAUUAGAAUUGUAAUUACUGAUAAGAUACACUGAUAAGAGUGUCGGAGCAUUUAAUUCGUCCUUAUCGUAUUAUUCGCUUCACGAAUAAUCCAGCCAAUCGAUAUCGAUUGAAAAAUUGUAGUAGUACGGAAAUUUUAGAACGAUAUCCAAAAGUGAUUAGACUGAUUAGAAAUCCAAAAUCUGAUUGGAUCGAUGUAAUAGGAUUUAUAUAUACAUACGGGCGUAUACGUUAAAUUAGACAGACACGUGGCUAGUGCAUUUUCAUUCAUCCGGAGCAUCGUGUAAUUAAAAUCGGAUCUCCGGCCUUGAUGAUUAACCCUUUAUUUAAUCGGCUAUCGUUAUUAAAAUAAUCGGUGAUAACUAAUAGAUAACUGAUAAAGAGUGUAUUUCGUAUCCGGGCUUUUAGUCGUUCCGCUAAUUUGACUUUAACAAUGUGGACGUAUCCCGUGCUCUGCUGUUACCUGCUGUUAUCAUGCGUCGUUAGGAUUUUAGACACAUCACAGACCGAUAGCAGAAUAGUCGGCGGUACAGAUACGACAAUCGAUAAAGUACCGUAUCAAAUCCAACUAUUGGUAUCCGGUAGAUUCUUCUGCGGCGGAUCCAUCAUAUCGGAAUAUUGGAUUCUAACAGCAGCCCAUUGUGUACUGGGUAACACCGCCUUCAUAACUAUACGUACUGGUACCUCGUUAAGAAACAUUGGCGGCACUGUGCAUACAGUGGACACCGUAAUACAUCACAAUUCCUAUGAUACCGAAGUAUACGACUAUGACAUAGCAGUGAUAAAGCUGGUGGAGCCAAUAGAAUUCGAUGAGAUUCGUCAACCCGUAUUGUUACCUGAUCGGGACUUUGAGGUCAACGAUAACGAACUCCUACAGAUAUCGGGCUGGGGUCGUUUGGAGUAUUUAGGAGCCUCAACGUUGCAACUGCAAGUCGCCUACGUUCCUACUGUCAGCACCGUUUCCUGCCUGAAUGCUUAUGGAAAUCUAAAGAACGUAACCGAUCGAAUGCUCUGCGCCGGAUUCUUGGACACUGGUGGAAUCGAUGCGUGCUCAGGAGAUUCGGGUGGUCCAGCCGUGUACAGAGAUAAGCUGGGACUACAACUUUCACCUAGAGUCAUCUCGCGCGGCGCAUCACAGCUUCCCAAUGUCUCUCAAGAGCCAUCUCGUGUAAUGGAAAGCCGCUCCGAGGCUUCUCAAAGAAAUGGAAAUAACUGUCUCUCUUUUUAUUUCCUUCGAAUCGAGUUCAUCGAAUAUACAUCAGACCCGAAUGAGACAUCUGCCGGCACGAGGAAAAACUGCAAAAUUAAAAAAUCUCUAUUCGCCCUUAUCUGAAAAAUUACACGUAAACGACGUCAUCAUCGAUAAC